This is a messenger RNA of Gastrolobium bilobum, 772 nucleotides long. Its product is annotated as early nodulin-like protein 18. NCBI's taxonomy places the organism in Eukaryota, Viridiplantae, Streptophyta, Magnoliopsida, Fabales, Fabaceae. Gene Ontology annotation, cellular component: plasma membrane. The coding region runs from base 10 to 636 and encodes 208 amino acids. The record is from RefSeq and is a predicted model, not a curated record. Gene Ontology annotation, molecular function: electron transfer activity. The transcript has 2 exons.
GCAGCUCCGAUGGCGCCGUUCAUGGAGGCAUACCUCACGGUAUUCGCUCUCCUUAUCGCUACCGCCGCCGCCACCGGAACUGGAUACCGGAACCACACAGUAGGCGACGGCGCAGGGUGGCUCUUCAACUCCACGACCAACACGUCAGCUACAAACUACUCUUCUUGGGCUGCAACUCAAACAUUCAGCCUUGGCGAUUAUCUCAUUUUCAACACGAACUCGAACGAAACCGUGAUUCAGACUUACAACAAGACCUCCUACCUGAGUUGCAGCGCCGACGACUCCGAUAACGGCACCUUCGUGUACGACGACGGAAGCAGUCAAUUCGGCGAGGCGUUGACCAUUCCCGUUCCGUUGACCAUCGUUGGACCCAACUACUUCUUCUCCGACAACGACGACGGCGUCCAGUGCCAGCACGGCUUGGCCUUCGAGAUCGACGUCCAGCACGGCCUCGGCUUGCCGCCGAGCCUCAACCAGCCGCCUCCGCCGCCGUACAUCGAACCGCCGGGUCCUGACACCGCUCAAACUCCGCCUUUAAUUUUGGCGCAGCCCCCUAACAGCGGCGCGUACGUUAGCUGCGCUGACGUGCGCGUGGCGGUUUACGGCUUCGCUGUGGCGCUGCUGCUGUUGAAGUAGUUUCAGUGAAGAAUAUAUUAGCUUACGGUGGGGGCGCAGCACUUGAUUACUUUUUUUUGUUGGAAAAGGAGAUAAAAAAAAUAACUGCACAAGCUGUAAUUCAUGUGUCCAACUGUUCUCAUUUUAUUUUAUUUUU